Malania oleifera is the source of this 1424-nucleotide messenger RNA. RefSeq names its product putative 12-oxophytodienoate reductase 11. The record is from RefSeq and is a predicted model, not a curated record. The coding region runs from base 162 to 1271 and encodes 369 amino acids. The transcript is spliced from 5 exons. Gene Ontology annotation, molecular function: oxidoreductase activity; FMN binding. Lineage: Eukaryota; Viridiplantae; Streptophyta; Magnoliopsida; Santalales; Ximeniaceae.
AUCUUACCCAAUUCCCAAUUACACCCACACAUCUUCAACAUGAGAUGCUGGGGUUGGUGGCUUCCGCCGCCAUAGGCCUACCCCACACACACACACACACACAAACAAGAAGCAUAAUCCAUUCUUUCGAUCAAAAGAGACAGCAAAAGUAGGAAGAGGAAAUGGAGAGAACACCAGCACCGCCCCUUCAUUCUCCUCACAAGAUGGGAAAUUUCCACCUCUCUCACAGGAUGGUGUUAGCGCCGUUGUCAAGAAUGAGAUCUUACGACUCUGUUGCUCAGCCACAUGCCAUUCUCUAUUACUCCCAGAGAUCAUCAGCGGGUGGACUACUGAUUGGGGAAGCUUCUGUAAUUUCCGACACUGCCCAAGGAGGCCCAAAUAGCCCUGGCAUUUGGACAAGAGAGCAAGUGGAAGCAUGGAGGCCAAUUGUGAAUGCUGUUCACGAGAAGGGGGGAAUUUUCUUUUGCCAGCUUUGGCAUGCAGGGAGAGUUUCCAACUACGCGUAUCAACCAAAUGGUCAGCCUCCAGUCUCCUGCACUGACAAGCGAAUCACAGUUCAACACCACAUUGAUGGGUCUGGUGGAGCAGAUUUCUCCCCUCCUCGACGGCUCUCUCCCCACGAAAUCUCUCUCGUCGUUAAUGACUUCAGAGUCGCAGCGAAAAAUGCCAUGGAAGCAGGCUUCGACGGAGUAGAGAUCCACGGGGCGAACGGCUACCUCCUCGAUCAAUUCAUGAAAGACAAAGUCAACGACAGAACAGACGAGUACGGUGGCAGCCAGGAGAACCGGUGCCGAUUCCCUCUCGAAGUGAUUAAAGCCGUCGCUGACGAGAUCGGCGCUGAUAAGGUCGGAAUCAGACUCUCUCCUUUCGCCGAUUACAACGAUUGCGUCGACUCGGACCCCGAGUCUCUCGCGCUCCACAUGGCCGAGUCGCUGAACCAGCUCGGAAUCCUUUACUGUCACGCGAUCGAGCCACGAAUGGCAACGCAGUUCGAGGAGAGCGAAACGAGGUUUAGUCUGCUGCCGAUGAGAAAGGCUUUCAAAGGGACGUUCAUCGUCGCCGGCGGAUACGACAGGAAGCGCGGGGGCGAAGCGGUCGCGAGCGGUGGCGCCGAUCUGGUUGCGUUUGGACGCUUGUUUUUGGCUAACCCGGACCUGCCCAGGAGAUUCGGUGUUGGGGCUGUCCUGAAUAAGUAUGACAGAAGCACGUUUUACUCCUCCGACCCGGUCCUUGGGUACACGGACUACCCAUUUCUUGAACCCGACAUUUAGGACACAUCUAAUUUUAGAAAAAAAUAUAUUUAUUUCUAAAAGAAAUAUACAAUUUCUUCUUAUUUUUGAAAAUUUCACAACUUGUUUGGAAUAUUUUUAUGUAUUUAAUAUUAAUAUGCAAAUAUUUCAUAAUUAAUUCAUAAUUAUUUAUAA